AUGCAGCAGGUUUCUUGGGAAAAGCUACAAGCUAAAGGUAAUCCGUUACUUUCACCAGCUUACAAAAGUAACGGCCACGUAUUUACAUCCGGAAAUGUCGGUAGUAAACCAGACGGGACGUUUCCAUCGGAUGUAGCUGAACAGACGAAACUGGCUAUCCAAAAACUGGAAAAAGUGCUCCAUGCUUCCGAUUCCUCUCUUUCUCAAGUUUUGAAGGUCCUUUUGUUUAUUGCGGAUCCUAAGGAUGCUGCCACUAUCAACUCUGUGUACAAAGACUUCUUCCCUCAUAUGCCUUCCAGAUCUUGUGUCGUUGUGGGAUUCCCUAACAAGCAAGUGAAAGUCGAACUGGAGUGUGUUGCCAGCUACAACCAGAGAGGCUCUAAGCUAUAG
Ogataea polymorpha is the source of this 390-nucleotide messenger RNA. RefSeq lists its product as uncharacterized. Gene Ontology annotation, molecular function: deaminase activity. Gene Ontology annotation, cellular component: cytosol; mitochondrion. The transcript has a single exon. NCBI's taxonomy places the organism in Eukaryota, Fungi, Ascomycota, Pichiomycetes, Pichiales, Pichiaceae. The coding region runs from base 1 to 390 and encodes 129 amino acids. The record is from RefSeq and is a predicted model, not a curated record.